AUGAACACCAAUGUCUCCAUUGACAUCGUUGGAGCCGGUAUCUCUGGUCUGGCUACAGGCCUAAUGCUGGACAGUGUCGGCGUUCAUAACUGGGAACUCACCGAGGCUAGCGACCGCGUAGGAGGAAGAUUCCGAACAACCUUGGUUGGCGAUACGGAGGAGCUCGCAGAGAUGGGCCCAAUGAGGCUGCCAUAUAAGGUCACACACAAGAGCGAUAACUCCACACACGAGUGUACGGACCACCAGAUGACAUUUCAGUUGGCUGCGCUGCUAAACGAAAUGAAUAACAACGACCCUAAUCUGACGAUCGAUUUCAUUCCUUGGAUUCAGCAUCAUCCGAAUGAGCUUAUAGCUCUAGGCACUGGAAGACACCCAGAUGGCAGGAUCCCAACCCGCGCGGAGAUUGCAGCAAACUCCAGCCUUGGCGCACUCCCCGUUAUGACUUCGGCCGAGUUCAACAACACCAAGACAGAGAUGAACAAAAUCCUCAAGAAUGAGACACUUUUGAGAGAGAUUCAAGCAGAUGUUUGGAAUGUACACAAGCGAGUUAUGGAUGAGGGUUAUGACGACUGGAGCGAGCAGUCCUUGAUGCGCAACCGCUUGCAAGCCGACGAGAAUGUCACCGAUGCCAUCAGGACUGCGACCGACUAUGAUGUGUUUUGGGAUGAGAUGGUUCAUAACUCCAACCUUGGUCUAGAUGGAUCGCCGGACUCUCUUGGAGAGACCGAAUGGAAGUGCGUUGACAAAGGUUUCAACCGUAUCUCGGACGCCUGCAUUCCACAUGUUUCCAGCCGCCUUAUUCUCAACAGAAAGAUCCACAAGCUGGAGUCAUUUGAUGGGCUUGAUGGCCGCACACGAACUCGUUUGUCUUGGUAUCCCAGCACGAAGAAUAGAACAUUCGAGUCCAAGGAGUACGACUAUACCAUCAUGGCCGUCCCCUUCACUAUGACUCGGUUCAUGGACCUGCCCCAAUCCUCUUCUGUUCUUGGUCGGGCUAUCAGUGAGGCCGGUCUGCUAUUCAAGUCGGCCUGCAAGGUCUCGCUCCUAUUCUCUGAGACGUCCUGGGAGAAGAGUGAGCGGCCCAUCUUUGGCGGCUAUUCCAGGCCUGAAGACAAGGCCGCGGGAGCCUUGUACUACCCCGUCUACGGCUUGAAUCAGUCUCGGCCAGGCCUCAUAACCCAUUACCGAGGAGGAGACUGGAGCGACAGAUUUGCCAGUUUCACCGAAGAAGAGCAUGUGGGCUUGGUGUUGGAUUUGAUUACUAGCCUCCACGGUGAAGAGGCAUGGAUCAGCGAUUGCGGAAGGAUUAAAGUGUAUCGCUCCCCGCCUCUCGCAGCGUUGCGGCGCUCCGCAUCGUCUGAGUUGAUAAGAAAGGCAAGCGAGAAGCAGAGCAUCAUGUCUGAACCAAAGUCGGUCGCUAUCGUGGGCGCCGUUGCUCUGAGCAAACGUGACUACCGCGUGACUGUGUUCGACAGAUACCGUUAUGAUGAGACGCACUACGAGCCCGACUUGAACGGAAAUACGCAGGCGGCCUCAGUGGAUCACAACAAGAUCUUCCGAGCUUCUUACGGGAGUAAGCUUCAUUACCAGCGUCUCGCGUUCGAAAGUCGUGCUGCAUGGGAGAAAAUCAAUGAGAAGAGGCACCAAGACGGCGAUGAGCCCGAUCAAUCAGAGCUCUUCAGCGGGAGCGGCAUGCUGCGAGUUCAGCCCACCGCCGAACUAGAUCCACUCGAGCGUGAGACACUGAGCAACUUUGAACGAGACGGCCUCAGAGAUACUCAAUUCGUCAAGAGCGAUCCGAUCGACCGAGCUCGAGCAGCUGAGCGUGGAUGGGAAAGGAAGCUCCUGGAUUUCGAAAUCCCACAAGCCUCACCUGCUCAGACUUAUGAAGCCGUUCUGGACUCAACUGCCGGGUUCACAAAAUGCAGCGAAGCCUGUGCCUAUUUCUACAAGUUGGCUCUCCAACAGGGCGUCGAGUUCCAUUUUGGCUCCGAGAAAGGUGCCUUCGACAGUAUUGUCGAAGAAAUUGACUCACCAUCACACCUGAAGAAGGCAGUCGGGGUCAAGACCAAAGAUGGAGUCCUUCACAAAGCGGACGUCGUGGCCAUUUGUGGAAGCGUAGUCACCUUCAAGGUGGACAAGAACGACGCAAAGUUGUGGGACAAGUACUCCCCUGAACGCUUCCCGGUCAUCACUUGGAGGAGUGCACCACGCAACCCGAGCGGGAAAGACACCGGCAGUGUUUACGUUUUUCCUCGGACUGCCGAUGGUCUCAUCAAAAUCGGGUUCCGAGGCAUCAAGUUUACCAACUUCCAACAUGCGCCUUCGGAGGCGGGCUUCACUCAGGACGGCCAAUGGAGUGUGCCUCUCCCGCCUGCUGACUGCAGCAUAGUCCCGGACCCUGCAAAGGAGGCCAUCCGAAAGUUCGUCUCCAUCUUUCUUCCGGAGUUCGCCGACAAGGACUUCAAUUCGACUAAGCUAUGCUGGUAUACCGACUCUCUAGAUAACUCUUUUGUUAUCGACCAUGUGCCUACUUAUUCUCAAGGGUCUGUCUUCGUCGCGACUGGAGGCAGUGGACACGGUGCCAAGUUUCUUCCCGUGCUUGGCGAGCACGCAGCCGACAUCUUGAUACAUGGUGACCAGAGUACUUCCUUCAUGAGGCAGCACUGGCGCUGGAGGGAUAACAUUCGCAGGGGCAACGGCCUAGAAGAGGGCCCUGACGGCCCGAGAAACAUUGGAGGAUCAAAGGAGGCUUAG
Molecule: messenger RNA, 2757 nt
Organism: Colletotrichum fioriniae
Lineage: Eukaryota; Fungi; Ascomycota; Sordariomycetes; Glomerellales; Glomerellaceae
Source: RefSeq, a predicted model, not a curated record